Panicum hallii is the source of this 1290-nucleotide messenger RNA. RefSeq lists its product as uncharacterized. The coding region runs from base 1 to 1290 and encodes 429 amino acids. Lineage: Eukaryota; Viridiplantae; Streptophyta; Magnoliopsida; Poales; Poaceae. The record is from RefSeq and is a predicted model, not a curated record. The transcript has a single exon.
AUGGCCGCGCCCCUGCCCCGGCCCGCGUCCCUGCAGGACCUCGGCGAGGACAUCCAGCACAUGAUCCUCCGGCGCAUCCCGUGCGGCAUCGACCGCGGCUGCAUGUCCCUGGUGUGCCGCGCGUGGCGCGACGUGAUGCGCGACCAGCGGAGACGGCUCGGGCACCUGCUCCCGCGGCUGCCGGCGCUCCCGCGGCUCCUCCUCCCCGCGCCCUUCUCCGUCCGCUGCCUCGCCAGCGGCUCCCGCGUCUGCUGCGUCCUCAGCGCCUGCUGCGUCCACCAGGACCACCACUACCUCGCCGUCACCCCGCCCGGGUCGCGCUGCUUCGGCUCCCACGACGACGGCUGGCUCUUCAUCGAGACCCACCGCCCGCGCUCCCACAAGGCCAUCCACGUCCGCACCGGCGUCGUCCGCGUCUUCCCGCGGGAGCUCGAGCGCCGGACCGACCCGUACCCGUACGUCCACAGGAUGGUCAUCCACGCCGCCGCGCUCUCGGUCACCUGGCCCCACGAACCGAACUACGUCGGCGCCGCCAUCGUCACAUCCUGGCAGCACCCACCCCUAGGCGGCGCGCUCGCCGUGCCGCCAUACCGUCGCUGCAUCGCGCUCUGGCGCAGGGGCUGGCGCCGCGCCUUCGAUCCCGUGCCCCUUGACCACUACGACGCCGCCUUGGAUGCUGAGGACGUCCUCUACGACCGUGGGGGAAGAUGCUUCUUCUUCCUCACCCAGGGCGAGCACAUCCGCGUGUGCAUGCCUGUCCGGCUUCGAGAUAACAAGCUGAUUACACACUGGGAGACGGUCCUCUUCUGUCCCGGUGGGCGCGUCUACGACCAGUACGUCCGCGCUCGCUACCUCGUCGUGUCCCGCAUGGAUCUGCUCAUGGUCGUCCGGUUCACGCCUCAGCCUAACCAGCCGACGUCCAAGUUCAAGGUGUUCCGGGUGGCUAAACGGAACAACAUGCCCGACGCCUACGCCGACGCCUUCCCCGUGGCUCAGUACCCCUUUGCAUGGAGCGAGCUGCACGCGCUGGAUGGUCGGGUGCUGUUCGUCGGCCAUGGUUGCUCCAGAUCCUACGAGGCGAGACGGUACCCGCCGGACUUCAAGGACGGCAUCUACUUCCUGGAUGAUGGAGAGUUCUACGACGCGGCAGUGAUCUUCGGCAUCGGCAACGGAAACCAGAGGCGCUACCCCUGCAGCGACAACGGGAAGUGGUCAAAUGGCCAUGUCCAGCGCUGCUUCCCGAGGCCAGACCCGUCGGACCACUCUGCUCCAGUUUGGAUUCUCCCUUGA